AUGGCCCGCCGACGCCUCGACGCGCGUCCGUCUUCGGCCCGACCCCUCGAGCGCGCGCGUUGCGGCCUGUACAACGCAUCCAACACAUGUUACCUCAACGCCGUGAUCCAGGCGUUGAGACACAGUCGAGAUUUUAUUGAUUAUCUCCUGAGCGACGAGGCGGCGGCGCUGUUUUCGGCGAGAAACGCGACUCUGGGAGCCGACGGGGGGGGCACGCGGCGGUCGUACGCGGCGGAGGAUGAAAUAUUACGAUUCCACGACGGUGUGGGGCGGAAACGACGGAAGACGGGGGACGUGGGGGAUGGGAGCGAGGCGAGCGGGACGAGCGGGACGAGCGGGCGAAGGCGGUUCGCGAUUCGGCCGCCGGCGAUGACGAGAGGAUCGAGGGCGGACAUGGAGAGCGCGGAGGGGUUGGACGUCGGGGCGGAGAUACGGAAGGUGAUGCGAACGAUGAUUGAGGGCGAAUGUGAGGCGUUUCCGCCGCAGGAAUUGUUGCGAAGCGUGUGGAGACUGGUGCCGUCAUUCGCCGGGAACGAGCAGCAGGACGCGCACGAGUUCAUGCGCUUCUUGUUGGAUCGUUUGCGCAAAGAACUGAGCUUGGGGAAAUACGCGGUUAGAACGCGUGGUAUCGUGACGCCGAGACAGAAGGAACACUCGCCGGGAAACGGUGGGAUUCCGCACCCACCCACGCGAGCUCGAAGCGCGCGCAAGCGCAGCGGACGUCUGAGCCCAAGUCCGGGAUUCCUGAAGAACGACGGCGACGAUGAUUUGAACGGAAUGAAGACCAACAGCAAUAGUGACCACUCGUCCUACGUUGGUAUGGCGAAUGAUGAUGAUAAAGAGGAGCGGAACGGCGCCGAAUCGGGAGAAAAUGAUGGGUAUAUCAUCAUCUCUCGCUGGGGCGCGAAGAAGCACAAGAGAGGCUGUAUUUGUCGACCGUGCAAGGCGAAACGUAAGUUGGAGGAGAAUGGCGGCGGAAGCGAUACGAAUGAUGGAGAAGAAACCUCGACGAUGAUGGUCGUCAACACGACUUUGAGUUCUCCCAUAGCGAGCACGCUUGUCACUCCGUCUCGUUUGUCUCGAGGGGUGACGGCAAGCGAGGUGAGAGAGAAGCUCGAGGAGUCACAAAAGGACGUCGUCCCUAAGGCUUCUCCGCGAUCGCCAACUUUGAACACCGACAAGGAGGAUGACAAAAUUAUGGAAUUGUUCGGGGGUUUGGCCGUCACACGAGUCACAUGCAUGACGUGCGAGCGUUUCACGGAACGUCGAGAACCGUUCAUGGAUCUUUCUUUACCAAUCCCAUCCGUGCUAGGUAAAAACGGCUCGGCACCCACAACGCCCGUGUCGCCGUCGAGCGACUUUGUUGACGGUGAGGGUCCGAACGGGGAGGUCACGCUGCAGCAGUGCCUGGCGGCUUUCGUACGAAACGAGACGCUCAGCGGUCACGGUCGUUACUUUUGCGAAGGAUGCGGGAAAGUUCAGAGCGCGACUAAGUCCACACGCAUCGCAAAACUGCCCCCGAUUCUCUGCUUGCACUUGAAAAGAUUCACGUGGAAGGGUCAUACCACGCGCACCAAGCUCACGAACGAUGUAGACUUUCCGUUGGAUGACUUAGACUUAGCGCCUUACUGCGAAAGCGAUGGAGAAGGGGACAAGAAACAGGAAAAGAAGACUGCGGCGUCCUCGGGUAAGAGUCGCACGCCGCUUCGAGGCGCGAACGCGUCGACGCAGCACACACACAGCGAUAAACUGUACGAUCUAAUCGCCGUCGUAACGCACCACGGCUCGAGCGCGAGUAGCGGCCAUUACACCGCUUGCGCUCGAGAGCUCACAGACGAUGGAAGCAACGGUUGGCAGCACUUCAACGACGACGAAGUGAACCUACUGACGCCCGAAGAAGUUCGAAGCGGACAAGGAUAUAUCUUCCUGUACGCGCGCAGGCCGACCGAAACGUCGUAG
Molecule: messenger RNA, 1959 nt
Organism: Ostreococcus tauri
Lineage: Eukaryota; Viridiplantae; Chlorophyta; Mamiellophyceae; Mamiellales; Bathycoccaceae
Product: Ubiquitin carboxyl-terminal hydrolases family 2
Exons: 2
Coding region: 1-1959 (652 amino acids)
Biological process (GO): protein deubiquitination
Cellular component (GO): cytoplasm
Molecular function (GO): cysteine-type deubiquitinase activity
Source: RefSeq, a predicted model, not a curated record